Chroicocephalus ridibundus (black-headed gull) is the source of this 11239-nucleotide messenger RNA. It is a transcript of the gene STRBP, whose product is annotated as spermatid perinuclear RNA binding protein. Gene Ontology annotation, molecular function: single-stranded RNA binding; double-stranded RNA binding. The record is from RefSeq and is a predicted model, not a curated record. Bases 345 to 2342 code for a protein of 665 amino acids. Gene Ontology annotation, cellular component: precatalytic spliceosome. The transcript is spliced from 20 exons. Lineage: Eukaryota; Metazoa; Chordata; Aves; Charadriiformes; Laridae.
GCGCCGGGCGCUGUCACGUGCCGCAGCCCCGCUCGCCGCUGCGGAGCCGGAGGAGCCGGACGGGGCCACGGAGCCGGGCCGGGGCCGGGGGGGCUGCGCCGGGGCCGGCGGCGAGCGGGAUUUUCAAAGAACACGGAAAAGCACUCAGCACAUCCCGAAUUGCACCCUGAGGUGAAUUACAGAAAGUGACUUCCAGAGCAUCUUGGCUGUAUGAACUCUUGAGCUGUCAAGGGACUGAGAGGCUUAUGAAGAGGUUCUGUCAGGCAAAACAGUGCUUAGCAAAGACACCAAGGAGGAGGGAAAAGGAAAAAGGGAGGGAGAGAGAGCUGAAACACUAACAAACCAUGAGAUCUAUCCGAUCUUUUGCUAAUGAUGACCGCCAUGUUAUGGUGAAACAUUCAACCAUUUAUCCAUCUCCAGAGGAACUUGAAGCUGUCCAGAACAUGGUAUCAACAGUAGAAUGUGCCCUUAAACAUGUCUCUGACUGGAUGGAUGAAAAGAACAAGUCUACAAAAUGUGAGGGUGAUGUGGAAGCAAAGGAGGAAGCUGCAGAAAGCAAUGCCAAGGACCAAGGUGGACGGACAUUGUGUGGUGUUAUGAGAAUUGGCUUGGUUGCGAAGGGCUUGCUGAUAAAGGAUGAUAUGGAUCUGGAGCUGGUUCUCAUGUGCAAAGAAAAACCCACAAAGACCUUGUUAUGUAUAGUUAAAGACAAUCUCCCAGCUCAAAUUCAGAAACUUACAGAAGAGAAGUAUCUCGUGGAGGAGCAUGUAAAUGAGGCAGCUAUUAUUAUUCAUAACACAAAGGAGCCCAAGCUAACUUUGAAGGUGAUACUUACAUCCCCUCUCAUUCGAGAUGAAGCAGAGAAGAAGGAAGGAGUAGAUAAUGUUGCGAUGAAAGAUCCUCCGGACUUAUUGGACAGGCAGAAAUGCCUGGAGGCCUUGGCGUCUCUGCGGCACGCCAAAUGGUUUCAGGCCAGGGCAAAUGGACUAAAAUCAUGUGUAAUUGUCCUUCGUAUUCUGCGGGAUUUGUGCAACAGAGUCCCCACAUGGGCACCACUGAAAGGAUGGCCACUCGAGCUUAUAUGUGAAAAAUCUAUAGGUACUUGUAAUAGACCUUUGGGCGCUGGGGAAGCAUUGCGACGAGUGAUGGAGUGUUUGGCAUCUGGAAUUCUGCUUCCCGGAGGCCCUGGUCUGCAUGACCCCUGUGAGCGGGAGCCAACAGAUGCUUUGUCUUAUAUGACGGUUCAGCAAAAAGAAGCCAUUACACACAGCGCUCAGCAUGCCCUCAGAUUAUCAGCCUUUGGUCAGAUCUAUAAAGUUUUGGAAAUGGAUCCCCUCCCAUCAAAUAAGUCAUUUCAGAAAUAUUCCUGGUCAGUAACUGACAAAGAAGCAUAUCCAUAUUACAAGGAAAUUUAUACCCUAGGUACAGGCUCAUCUGCUCUUAAGAGACCAUUUGAAGACAGCGUCGGGGAUGAUAAAGAUCCAAAUAAAAAGAUGAAGCGUAAUCUGAGGAAAAUACUAGAUAGUAAAGCAAUAGAUCUCAUGAAUGCUCUGAUGAGGCUGAACCAAAUCAGGCCAGGGCUUCAGUAUAAGCUGCUGUCACAGUCUGGUCCAGUCCAUGCCCCAGUCUUCACAAUGUCUGUAGAUGUUGAUGGUACGACAUAUGAAGCAUCAGGACCUUCUAAGAAAACAGCCAAGCUCCAUGUGGCAGUGAAGGUUUUGCAAGCGAUGGGGUAUCCAACUGGUUUUGAUGCAGAUGUGGAGUGUAUGAGUUCUGAUGAAAAAUCAGAUACUGAAGGUAAAAAUGAAACAAUAUCUUCAAUCUCAAGCAAUAAUACUGGAAAUUCCACAGCUGACACCUCCGCUACCCUAGAGGUAAGAACUCAGGGUCCUAUACUCACAGCAAGUGGCAAAAACCCAGUGAUGGAGCUCAAUGAAAAAAGAAGAGGUCUGAAGUAUGAGCUCAUCUCUGAGACGGGUGGAAGCCAUGACAAGCGCUUUGUGAUGGAGGUAGAAGUAGAUGGGCAGAAGUUCAGAGGUGCAGGCCCAAAUAAGAAAGUAGCAAAAGCAAGUGCUGCAUUAGCAGCACUUGAAAAACUGUUUUCUGGGCCCAAUGCAGCAAACAACAAGAAAAAGAAGAUUCUUCCUCAGACUAAAGGGGUUGUCAAUACAGCUGUUUCUGCAGCAGUCCAGGCUGUUCGAGGCAGAGGACGAGGCGCUUUAACACGAGGGGCAUUUGUUGGGGCAGCUGCUGCUACCGGAUACAUAACACCAGGCUAUGGGGCACCAUAUGGGUACAGUACAGCUGCGCCAGCUUACGCCAUAUGCACUUGUAUAAAAUAAGCAGAAAUGUAGUGACUGUAAGCUGAGAUCGUGAUAUAAAAGCAUAAAAAGCUGUAUCGAUACUGCUGUGUGUCAGGCACUGCAUUCCUUGCGUACCUCUGGAAAACAUUUGGGCAGGUACCAAAGCCACGGUCAUGGCCUGCGCUGAAGCCAUACCAUGGUUAUAGGUAUGUGGAAUAAAAAUGAGAAGUGGACUGUAUGGUAUUAUCUAACUAAUACAGAAAGAAAUUAUUUCCCUAAACUAUUAAAGCUAAACUCCAAAUGAAGAAUAAAAGACAUUACAGUUAAAAUCUGCAGAGAUCAAAUUACAUUAGGCCAAAUUAAUUCAUGAAGCAGCCAGGUUUGCUUUCCUCUAGUGGGAGGAGAGGCAGGCAAGCAGGCAGGCAGUGAUUUAACUCUGCAUGAAUAAUUUGCUUAGCUGUGGUUUUCUAAAGCUAGAAAUUAGGAUACAGCCAUCCAUAAAUAAUUCUUUUCAGUUCUGUAGUAAAUGUUUUAACAAAUAUUUUACUUGGAUUAAAAUGGGUUUGGAUUAUGACCUAUAUGGUGCACAUGGUAUGUGUAGUUUUAAAAUACUAGGGUUUUUUUUUAAUUUGCCUUUAUAUAACCUUGCAUUAUGCAAAGUUGCAUAGUACAGUACUGCACAAUUGCAGUACUUGCAGUACUUGAAGUUGCUGGAAACAACUCUUUUUUUAUAAAAAUGGUUAAAAAAAUUAAAAAAAAAUACGGAGAGAUUUGAUUAUGUUGUUAUUAGCAUUUUAGGGUCUCAAUUCAGAGAUGAAAGUAUAAAAAUACCCUGACUAAUCACAGUUUAUACUGAUGUAAAACAGGAAAACACUUGGUAUGGAAUCUGUAGUAAUGUAUCAGGCCCAAAGCUUGUUGUUUUGCAUCAAAAUAUAACAGCAAAAAUAAACUGUAUUUGAUUUCAAUACUGAAAACAUCAAAUUCAGUAAAUAACUGCAUGUGUAGGUUAUCCAUAACUCAGGAUGUGUCCGGAUAGAAUUCACAGGCUGAUAUAGAAAAAUAGCUGUUCCAUGUUGUCAGCUUUGCUACUGUUGGCAGAAACCUGAUCUUGCCAGUGGCCUAUAUGUUUGCACCUGGGGAAAUGAACUUAAGGAACUGUACCAGUGACUUGCCCAUAAAAGCACAUAACCAUUUGAUUACAUUUGCAGGUGCAAUUGAUGAGCCAUCAGAAUGUCCUUCCCAUUCGGGGGUGCAGGUUUUCAUCUGCGGUUAUCUUCAAGGUGCAAACCUGGGGCUUGGUCUGAAGCCCACUUAAAAUUCAAUUCCUUCUUUCAGCCUGUCAGGCUAAGCAGUGCUGAUAGCGGAGCAGCAGGCUGCUCUGCUUUCUUCAAAAGACAUUAUUUUAUAUGUGUCAAGGCAACGUUAAGGUGCAUCAUAAUGAACUUCUCUUGAGUAUUCCUUUCCUAGGCUUAACUGAUGUCAGUCUGACAAGCACUGUCCAGUUCAAGGACUGAUUAAUAAAAUGACUUGCUGACUCUUAUUUCAUCUGUUUCUUUGUGGCCUGUGCUUGGCAGCUUAAUCCAUUUGUAUCGGUUUCCAUCAGAAGGGCUUUGACUGUGAAUUUCCUUAUUUUUGUCAUUACCCUUUUAACUCUUUACAAUACGAAGCAUUCCACUCUUCUGCUUUUUUAAAAUUCUCACUUUGUUGUAUCUUCUCUUUUUCACUGAAAAGAUACGAAAUUUCUCUAAUACAUUUUUGUUUGUAAUGCAAGUACUUGCAUCUGAAAUCUGCUCCCUUGCCUUUGCUGCACCCCUUCUCAAUGAGAGAGACACCAUUUCCUGCCAUGCAAGAUACACCAUGUACUUAAGACUCCUAAAUCCUGGUUUUUGCAGCCACUUGGAAUCAAUGAUAAAAUGAUGCAAGAUUGCCUAGGAACUUGCUUCAUUGACAGUGGAACUUGAGCAAAACAUUCCUGUGUAUUGAAGGGUCACGGAUGUAGAGUCCUUAAGUGCCUAACAGACUGACAUUUGAGAGAGCAGUUAAAUUCUAACACCAGGUUUUAACCUAGCUGAAAUACCAGGCUAUUAUCUGAGAGUAAUUUGUGUAACAUCUGCUUGAUCAAUGUUGCAAUAAGCGCAUUGCUAAGGCAGAACUACAAACUCCUUUCUUUGGCAUAGUAUGUGCAGGUUUCCUUUUAAAAGCCUCCUCACGGGAGCGUGGUCUAAAGUGCCUUUUCUGUGAGAUUAGAGGUCUAUUUUACGGCUACUGAGCUUUGUAUUUCUGGAUAUACCCAACGGCCAAAUAUGUAAACCUCGUUCCAUAUGCUUCAUGCAGCUGCUAGUGUCGUUGCCUAUUUUGUAGUACCUUUUCAGUGAAGCAAAAAUGUUAUAGUUUGCAUUUCUGGUUCAUGGAAAAGAACUCUGAAAAUAUUCCUAUCAAUUAGUACAUAUAUAAAUAGGGUACCAGGGAAAGUCUGUGCCUGUACACUACUCACCUUAACUCUAGUUUUAGCUAACCAGGUGAUAUUUUGGGAGAUGGUGUCUGGCACUUAAAGGAUUAAAAGAAGCCAGAGCUUUACAAUAAAAAAUUGACCUGUUUAAUGUGUUAUCUGUACUGGCGGUGGAUGGCAUUACCAGUGACUUGGAAGAACAACUGCGAGCUCCAGUGGUCUGCUCAGUUAACAUGGACAGAAGCAAGGCUAUUUGCAGAGUGGGGAUAAAAUACGGACUGUUCCAAUGGUACAACAGCGUUUGAUUGCCUUUAGCCGCUCUUGCAUACAUACCCAUCAUCAGGCAGGUACUUGCUUUCCCUUUCUACCAGUUUGGGUUUCAUGGGACCACAUGAGGCAGAAAUGUAUGGAUAACCAGCCUGGUGCACUGUCUGACUGUUGUCUGAAGUGCCCAUGGAGGACAGUGGUUCUCUCUGGCCCAUCACCCCUUCAGAGAACUUAAUCCCAGUUGACUUUACACAGUUAUAGCACUGCUGUAAGCGCAGCAUUGAUACGACCUUGCUGUGAGGUCAUAUGGUCUAGAAGCACUGUUUUCCUUUGUUUUGAAAUAGGUGAAAACUAAACAGAAGUAUUUUUUAGAAAUUUGUCAGCACAUGACUUCAGGAGUCACCUGGCAUUAUCAUGUAUGUGGUACAAAUCAGCUGGUAGCUCCUCUCCAAAAGUGCAAAGCCCUGCAAGGAGUUGGCACCUCCAUGUCACCAGCUGCAAUGGUUUUAAACAGCAGUGUUUUACAGAUGGAAACCCUUCAGGACUGCAUACUGCUGACCAUACCUGCUGACCAACAUUUUUCCUUCUGUUGGGUAAGUGGCAGCUGGAAUGCUUGUCAUUUUCCCAGAUAUUCAACUGUAAAUUCUGAUGAAAUAAGGUGUUUAAUAAAGUAGGAAUUCAAUCCUACUUUGCCAGCCAUACGAGAUUUCUCCAGGUAUGUUCUAUCUAGAGAAGGUUUUAAGACAACCAGGUUGGUCUGGAGAGCUUGGCUAGCUGAAAGCAUGGUACAUGAUCCUUCCUGCUAUCGUGUCCUCUCUCUGCCAGUGCUUGCCGUCUUCCUUAAGCACACGUUCAGGAGCUGGAACAUGGUGACCUUAUUCCUGGGCAGUGUGCCACUUCGAUGGAGGGAGGCCAGCCUAAACUCAUGAAGGAAUGUAUGACACGCGGCCUCUGUUGCCCAAGCAAUUUCUGUUGGACACAGUGCACAAUCCAACCCUCACAACGGCAAUUUAGUGCCCAAGUAGGUGGUUCCUAAUCUGUAUAGUUUGCUGUCAUGUAGCCAAUGUGAGUUAAUUAGAUGAUUCAGCAAUUGUCAUGGUUCCCACUUAAUGUGCUGUAAACCCUGCUGCGGUGACUUUCACUGCAGUUAAAUACCUUUGCUUCUGUGAAUUCUGUCCUCCUUCCCUGCCUUUUCUGAUCACCUUCUAGCAUCCCAGUAAAUAGCUGAUUCUCUCAAAUUUUGGAAUUGUUACAUAGAAGUUUCUAGAUUCUUGAAAAUUUCUAGUCAGCCUAUAAGAGUUUCAGAGAAACAAGUUUUCCUACAAAUAUUUCAACUUAUUAAUGUGUCAGGGGACUACUUCUACUCAUUUACAAAGAUCUGUGAAAACUACUCUGGUAUCUCUGGAGACUAGGAUUCUUUCUUUGAGAACCCUUGCCUUCUGGUAGGAAAAAAGAUUUAAAGCGUGUCUUACUCAAUAAAAGACUACGCCCUCUAGCCACUGAAAGAACUUAAUUGUGGAAAAGUUCUUCCACAAUAAAAUCCUCUGAAAUUAUUGAGGCUUUUUGCUUUCACUGAACAAUUGAGAAAAACUUCCCUGUCCAGAAGUUCCUUAUGUUAGUAGGAAGUAAAAAAUGAAGGAAGAGUGGCGUUAAGAUUUUUCAGGUGGUCUAAGAAAAAAAUUUCCUGUUUGUUUGCUGUUCAGCUAUGGGACAUCAAUCUCUUGGCACUUCUAAAACUCCAAGAUUGCAAUAAAUGUGAGCAGCUUUAAUGUACCAUCCCUGAUCCAGUCCCAGCAAUGUCCUUGGAGAGUGAGCCUGGCGGUCCCUGUCUUUUCAGUCACUGAUCCCCUGAAAGAAACAGUGUCCCUUGCUUCAUUUGUAAUUCUCCAUCUGCACUGCUGAAAGCUGACAGAUUGUCAUAGUCUAGAGGUGGGACUCCUGAACAUCUCUCCAGAACUGUAUAAAUGAAAAGCAAGUGGACAAAAGUAUUUCAGUCUUUACCAAGGCAAAAUUGCAAGUUUCACUCUGCCUCUUUUGCUUGGUAGGCUCAGAUACGAUUAUUCAGUAUUAGAACUUCUUGCCUUUAGCUAAAUUCUCUGUAGGCAGUUGCCUGUUACUUAAUCAAGGGAAAAGUAUGUCCCAGCUUCAGAUGAAUUUCAAGUCACAGAAGCAGCUUACAAAAACGGCUGUGCUGGAUUCUUCUGGAUACAUGAUGAGACAUGUAUAUAUGAAGUUUAGAUUCUUCUUCUCAGCCAUGAAGCUGACUAAGACCUUUCCUCUCUGGCAUCAAAAGAAUGAAAAUGAGCUCUCUGCUGGACUCACUGAGGAGCUGUACAGUCUUUAAAAAAAAAGUAACUUGGCUUGAAUGUUCAGGACACAGACCCUCUCAGGCUUCCUGCUGAAUAAAUCUAUUGAAAAAUGAGAUACUUUAUUGACUUGUUUAAAGCAAAGCAAAGGGAUAUUAUAGUUUCAUCUGCUAUCUAUAGUAUAUGAGACAGCUUGUCUAACAGCUCAUUGGUUUCAUUCUUCUGCUUUAGCACAUCUAGUUUAUUGUGAAUCUGAUCCUUACUGUGGAAAUUCUGUUAUAGUCAUUUUAGAGCAAUUCAGUGGAGAAACCUGGCACUGAAAUCCUAUGCCUGUGGAUUGUCACAGCAGCUUUCACCUGUACUUUCUUUUGAACAUUAACCACUUAAGCUAGUAAUAAAGCGUUUGACAUGAACUGUCAUCACAAAGUUGUUUUAUUACUUAACCUUAGAAGUUAUGUCUCCUUAGCUUUAUCUGUGUCAUCUAAAUCCAUAGCUAUUUAUGUCUAAGUCUCCUAGUGUUCCUGAAACAUCUUCCUUUUUCCCAUUCUGCCCAUAGAAAUGGGACUGAUUCCAUUGUUUGUCUGUAACUGAUGUUUAAGACAAUACAAAAGCAUCAGUAGGACACAUAUAUAUAUAUAUAUCUGUUCCUCUAGCCUGGGGUCUUCCAGGAGAAAGGGUGCUUUUUCUGCUAGGCCUGUCUGAUACUGUAUAGGCAAUGCAAUGCCUUACUAAAGUAGCAAUGUGAGUUUUGUAAGUGAAGAGUUCAUCAUAGUAUAAGAUUUAAAUUCAGUAAAGUGGUUGGUUUUUUUCCAAUUACUGUGGUUGCAUGAACACAUUCAGACCACAUGUUGACCUUGAUGUUUAAAAGGAGCUGAAUGUCCAAAAGUGGUACGUAGAGACAUACAAUUCUGAAGCAAAUUUCUUAUUUUGGAUGUUGUUUUAUCUUGUAUUUGGUGCCUUAAGUCUGUACAAUCUAAGGUCGUGUAUACUGUACAACAGGUAGUUAAGUGUACUUUAAAAGAACCCAUGAAGCCUAGUCUACAGAAACUGUUGCAAAGACUGAAGCCUUCUCAGUGGGAGAGUUCUCUUCCACAUUUAAUUAAUAAUCCAUUGAUAAACAAGAGCUGCAAGAAUUUAAAGUGCAUAUAAAAGUUUUAACCACAGAUUGAGACUGAAUUUAUCUGAUUUACAACUCCAAAGGUUUGUGCCAAUAAGAUAAUUAAAGGUACAGUCUUUUCUAUGCUGUGUAAGUAAAAAACAUCAAAAUGUUUUCUAGCUAGCCCAAAGUGCACGUUUGUGAAAAACUCUGGACUGUUAUCUCUACUAGAACAAGCUACACUAAUUCUAAAAGCUAUUAAUUUAAUGUAAUUGGCUAUCCUUCAUUCAUUGGUACAGGGGAGUUGGAAUGAAUAAAAGUUGCAAUUAAUUUUUAAUUCCAAAAUAGCACGUAGACUUAAUCCUCAUUCCUGCCUCUUACCUGGGUCUAGAAGUGCCAGGUGCCUUACGCUGCUUUGCAGUUGCCGAGGUGUAGUGCAGCUUCUACUUGAACACGGGCUUGCUGAAUGCAUCUGGUCCUGGGAGAAUGGGCUGAGGCAAGAGAGAGAAAGAAAAGACAAAAAUGAAGCUAGAAUGCUCUUCUCCUGUCUUAAAAGGUUAAGCACCAUAGAUAGCAAGUUGGGGGAAAAGUUGCACUGCUUUUUCGAAGUCCAUGAAUAGAGUCUGUGGUAAAACCAGGAGCCUUAGUAUACCAAGAGCAGGGGGAGAUGGUAUUGUUUUUUUACAUAGUUUGUAAGAAAUCAGAUAAGAGGUUUAAGCUACCCUUAUAGCAGUCUAAAAGCUUCUAGUGAUGUUGCCACAGGCAAUUAAUUUUUUUUUCUUCUAUUCAGUAAACAAAUCCAGGGUGUAAGGUUUUCUAGAGGAGAAAGAGGAAUGGGAGAAAUCCAGUGAACAAAUCAUAUUUCCUGAUGCAGCCCUGUCCAAAACAGGGAGACUACUCCAGGCGGUGUACAUUGCAUGCAACUGAAUUUUGGGAGCAAAAGGAAUAAUAGUGAUUUUGCCUAAAGGAAUACUAGUAACUUAUUUCUACAAUGCCCACAGUCUUCUAGACAACUGGAUUUUACACAGAACAGCAUGGCACCAAGGGAAAGCAGAUACUGCUUCCACAACUACAUGUUGUAAUGUACAUAUUUCAGGUCAUCAAUAUUGGUGUAACUAGUUAUGAAAAAGUAAGUUAAUCUUGCCAGAAAAGCACUUUUUGACAUUCUAUCCAAUUCUAUUUUUUUAAGCUAGAGGAGAGUUAAUUAUAGCAAUCAUCUGUUUCGAAGGGAGUAGAGCAGAAGGUAAGUUUUAACUUCAUACUUCGAAGCUGCUAUGAGUAAGUUGAUUAACAGUGUUCCAUGGAAACAACUUGAUGUACUUACUUAUUUUCUUUGUGCUCAUUUCUAUGUUCUUAGAAAAGCACAAGCUUGUGUAAGCGUAAUCAAUACAAAGUUACUCAGGGUACUGUGUCAUCUCAGCAGUGGACACUAACUGCAUCUUAAGUCAACAGGCACAUAUAAAUCAAGCUUAAUUAAGAGGAACAGAACAUCUUGGCAGGUUUUGCUUUGCUACUGGCACUGUUACAAUUUAAUGAUCUAUGCAUAGGGAAAUGUGUGUAUUGCUGCACUCCCAAAAGAACCCGUAGUUCUGUAAGGGCAUCCUGUAAACUAACAAAGUAAAAUGCAGUCAGUGUAGGAGAGAGUAUUCUUCUUUAUUUGCACAAAUAACUGUUUAGAAGCAGACGUAAAGUGAUACUGCUCCAAGCAGAAUAAUGGUGGGUUGAAGAACAGCAUUCAGAGCAUUCAAAAGUACAGCUUUUGAAAAGUUAGUGAUUGUAUGCAUUUAAUUAUCAAAAGUCUGAUUUGCUAUAUAGAUUAUGUCCUGCAUUUUCAAACUAGUAUCACUGCUUCCCUGCUCAAAAUAACAGGAUAAAGACAAGUGUAGUUUUCUAACAACAUCUAUUGCAUGGAAAUAUACAUAUACUGGAAGAAAAUGGAGGGUGUAAUGCAGAGGGCAUAUUCAACUACAGAGCCAUUCUCUGGGCAAUGCUGCAAAAUUUAAGAGUGGGUAAAUAUGCCUUCAAGGACAACAUGACACAGAACAGAUAUUUAAAAAAAGAAGAAACCACAGAAAAAAGCCUCGAAGCUUUGUCCAGUCAUACAUUUAUUCUUCCCUUAAAAAGGGACAGGUACAUUCAUAUAUGCUUAGUGAGUUACACAUCAGACAUCACAAAGGUCCUUAAGGACAAGUGUUGUAAAGCUAGUCUCCUUUUAGACAGGAAAAGGGAGAAAGUUGACUCUGUCUUCCAGUUCCAAAGUGCAGUGUCUUAUUUCUGAUCCUAACCCUAAGUCAAUAUUUAUUGAUCAAACUGACUAAGCUUUUUAGGUCGACAAACUCUCUACGAAGCAAUUCUGUUCUCUCAAGCCUCUGCAGGGGCCAGCAACUGGUGCUUAACUACUACUUCCACUCCAGAAUGUCACCCAUCCUCCAGCUGUCCCAGAGCCAUUCUGGGACACUUGCACUUCUAUGAGAGCAACACUGCUGUGGGGGGACUGUCAAAAGCACUGAAAUACUACAGCAGAGCACGUCCCUGUGGGCUAUAUGCUUUUUGAAGUCCUGUCCAGUUCUUAGUGACAAAGUUGAGCAUGAAACCUGUACUGCCAAAUGUACCAGCCCCUUAAUGAGAAGGACAUCAAUGAGAAGCAGUCUUGGAAGUGGAGAUUUUGAGGAAAGGCUGGUGUUUUCCAAGUCCAACUCAUAAGCUUUUUUUUUUCCUAAUGGUUGAGUUUCCACCCACCAAAAAUCAUCAUCUGUCAACUCAAUUAAAACAAUUGCUGCUAAUUUGGGCUAAAACAUCCCCCUUGUAUAACUACCAC